Messenger RNA from Hordeum vulgare subsp. vulgare (domesticated barley), 2037 nucleotides. RefSeq names its product pectinesterase/pectinesterase inhibitor PPE8B-like. The coding region runs from base 259 to 1899 and encodes 546 amino acids. The record is from RefSeq and is a predicted model, not a curated record. Gene Ontology annotation, molecular function: pectinesterase activity; pectinesterase inhibitor activity. The transcript has 2 exons. Gene Ontology annotation, biological process: cell wall modification. Lineage: Eukaryota; Viridiplantae; Streptophyta; Magnoliopsida; Poales; Poaceae.
UUGGGAAGACAAAAACUAUCAAUGCUUAACGAUUAAGCAAGUAGAGUAAUAGAAGAAAAAUGGCAAGGAAAUUCACGACGGCGGGAAAAGCAACGGAAGCGGAGCGUCGGUCUGCUCUGCACCGUCGAAGAAAGAACCCACGGCAGUUCGAGUCGAGUGUUGGCGACUCAUAUAUAGUAGUACCACCCAUCACUCGCCCUCGCAAGCAGAGCACGCACUCGGCUCGACACUCCAGCUAGCAAGCAGCCAGUGCCGGCCAUGGCGCCGACGUCUCCGACCUCCGCGCCGCGUCUCCUCCUCGCGCUCUCCCUCAGCCUCCUCCUCCUCACCAGCGCCCACCAGCUGACGGCGCCAUCGCCGCCCGCCGGCAUUUCGCCCGAGCUCGUGUCUACGCUGCGCGAGGCGCUGGACGCGAUCGAGGGGGUGGCGUCCGUCGUCUCGACCUUCCCCGUCGUCGGCGGCGUCCUCGGAGGAGCCGACCGCCGGCUCUCCUCCGCCAUCACCGACUGCCUCGACCUGCUCGACCUCUCCUCCGACGAGCUCUCGUGGUCCAUGUCGGCCGCUUCGCCGUCGACCGCGGGCGCGGGGGCCGCCGGCCGCGUCGGCACGGGCGACGCGCACGCCGACCUCCGGGCGUGGCUCAGCGGCGCGCUCGGCAACCAGGACACGUGCAAGGACGGCCUCGACGACACCGACUCCGUGCUCGGCUCGCUCGUGUCCACGGGCCUCCAGGCCGUCACGUCCCUGCUGGGCGACGGCCUCGGCCAGGUCGCCGCCGCCGGCGAGGAAGCCGCGUCGUCCGCGCGCACCAGUGGUCACCGGGGCCGCGGCCUCGGCGAGGGGGCUCUGCACCCGCACUGGCUGGGCGCGAGGGAGCGGCGGCUGCUGCAGAUGCCGGUGGGUCCGGGUGGAAUGCCGGUGGACGCGGUGGUGGCGCAGGACGGGAGCGGCAACCACACGACGGUGCAGGCGGCCGUGGACGCGGCGCCGUCGGAGCGCGAGGGCGGGCGGUACGUGAUCUACGUGAAGCGGGGCGUGUACAGGGAGACGGUGGAGGUGAAGAAGAAGAAGUGGAACGUGAUGAUGGUGGGCGACGGCAUGGGCGCCACCGUCAUCUCCGGCCGCCUGAACUACGUCGACGGCUACUCCACCUUCCGCACCGCCACCGUCGCUGUGGUGGGCAAGGGGUUCAUCGCGAGGGACAUGACGUUCGAGAACACGGCGGGGCCGGCCAAGCACCAGGCGGUGGCGCUGCGUUGCGACUCAGACCUCUCCGUCUUCUACCGGUGCGCCUUCGAGGGGCACCAGGACACGCUGUACGCGCACUCGCUCCGCCAGUUCUACCGCGACUGCCGCGUCGCCGGCACCGUCGACUUCGUCUUCGGCAACGCCGCCGCCGUGUUCCAGAACUGCCUCCUCCUCGCCCGCGCCCCGCUGCCCGGCCAGAAGAACUCCGUCACGGCCCAGGGCCGCUUCAACGCCUCCAUGAACUCCGGCUUCGCCUUCCAGUUCUGCAACGUCUCCGCGCAUGACGACCUCCUUCGACAAGCCAACGGGGCCAACAAGACCACGGCGGCCACGCAGACCUUCCUGGGGCGGCCGUGGAAGGCGUACUCGCGGGUGGUGUUCAUGCAGUCGUACAUCGGCGCCGUGGUGCGGCCGGAGGGGUGGCUCGCGUGGGACGCCAACCAGUCCACGCUCGCCACGCUCUACUACGGGGAGUACAUGAACACCGGGCCAGGCGCCGCCGGCGUCGGCGGCAGGGUGAGAUGGCCGGGAUACCACCUGGCGAUGAGCCCCGCGGAGGCCAGCAACUUCACCGUCGCGCAGUUCAUCGAGGGCAACAUGUGGCUGCCGACCACGGGCGUCCGGUUCACGUCCGGGCUGCUCGCGUCUUGAUCGAUCAUCUCGCGAGUAGUCGCUUACUCGUCACAUACGAGUAGUAGAGUACUUAACUUGGGGAUGGUUGUGGUUCUUGAAUGGGACAGAUUAAGGUCUGUGUAUGAAUGAAGUGGUGGGGACUUUCUUUGGUUGGUA